Messenger RNA from Prorocentrum cordatum, 1517 nucleotides. The record is from the annotation of a GenBank genome assembly. NCBI's taxonomy places the organism in Eukaryota, Dinophyceae, Prorocentrales, Prorocentraceae.
GGCCUGGUCUGCAUCAGUCUUUACUGUGUGGACUCCGUGGGCUUCGCGGGGCCCAACUUGGAUGUGCUGUGGAGAGUUUUCGAGUACUGUUGCCAGCUCAACGCCCAGGGCGAGGACUUCGUCAUCAUGGGCGACUGGAAUAUGGCCUCCGAUGUGGAGGGGCUCCGCGAGGCGCUGUUGUCGGUUCGUGCCAUUCCCUUCGCCCCCGGGGACGUGACUUGCGUUCAGGGGGAGGGCUCCAUCAUCGACUUCAUGGCAGCGUCGUCGAACCUGGUCUCCAGGCUUGACAGCCAGGUGACAGCACAGCUCGACUCUGACUUGUACCCGCACCGCCCUGUGCACCUGCGGAUGCGGGGCUGCGAUCGCCCAGCCUGGUGCAGGGUGGCCGACGAGCCCAGGCCGCUCUCGGCGCUGCCCCCUCCUGGGUGUGCCAGGCCGCCUUACGACUGGGGGCCGCUGGCGGCGGAUGCCCAGGUGGUCACGGAGUCCGACGGGCUGGUCCAGCUCUGGGACGCCGUGCUGCACGGGAUCGACGCCGAGCUCUGCGCGCGCUGGGACAAGGUCGGGGCACAGGCCAAGGCGCACUCGGGCCGAGCGGGGCCCCUCCAGGUGCGCUGGCAGCUUCUGAGAUGGCGGCCACGGCGGCGACGGCACUAUCGCGACGGUUCCGUUCGACCAUGGGUCGUGGCCAAGAGGUGGAUGACUCACCUUACGGCUGUUCGUCAGCGGCUGCAGGAGCAGCUCGGCGGCCUGAACUUGGCGGCGGCCAUGUGUGACCUGAUGCCCUGCCAGUGCUUUGGCGUCCUGCGGGAAUUGGAGGAGGCCCACCGCUACUUGGUGAAGGUCUCGAGGCAGCGGGCGGUCCUGGCCGCCGUCGACCCGACGGUGGCCAAGUACUUGCAGAGGGGCCUCAUGCUGCUGGUCUCGCCGCACUUCGACUACUGCGUCGACCUGGUGGUGCGCGUGGCGGACCAGAAACUAAGCGACGCCCAGGCCGCUUCGGAGGCGGCGUGGCGCGGCCGGCUGCAAGAGGCCUUCCUUCGGGGGGCGCGGGGGGCCCACCGUGCCUCCAAGAUCGUCCCCAUGCAGCCCCUGCUGCAGCUGGAGGGCGAGGUGCAGCCUUAUGUGGUGGCCGACGCGGCGCUCCAGGAGUGGGAGGACGUCUGGUCCCACCACGGCGCGGCGUGGCUGCCCAAGCCUGCUGACUUCGACCAGUGGGAGCUGCUGCCGCCGAUCACCGUCCAGGACAUGCGGGCGGCGAUUUGGAGCUACCCGGCCACCACCGCCCGGGGGCCUACUCGCCUGGCGCCCAAGUCUCUCUACUUUGUGUCGGACGAGGGGCUGCGGGCGAUCGCGAGGCUCCUGGAAGCCUGGGAGCGGUUGGGCAUGUGGCCCGACGGGCGCGUGGAGUCGGAGCUCGUGCAGAUGAGCAAGGCGGACGGGGGCAAGCGCCUCAUUGCCUUACUCCACACCCUGACGCGCUUGUGGGGGAAGCUGCGCCGUCCCCUGGGGAAGCG